CACGGUGCUGCGUUGCUCCUCCCUCCGCGGUCCCUGGUCUCGGUCGAGCGACCUGAGCCGGGGUGCUUGGCUGAGUGCGUGCAGUUGCAGCGCGCCGCCGAACCGGACUGCCGAGCCUGUCACUGCCGCCCCCAGAGCCGUGACCCGCGACCCCAGGCCCGAUCCCCUUCGCUUCGGCCCGCGCGCCCCAGGCCCGGCCCGGGCGGCGCGACGGGAGGAUGAGCGGCGGGCGGCGGAAGGAGGAGCCGCCUCAGCCGCAGCUGGCCAACGGCGCCCUCAAAGUCUCUGUCUGGAGCAAGGUGCUGCGAAGCGACGCGGCUUGGGAGGACAAGGAUGAAUUUUUAGAUGUGAUCUACUGGUUCCGACAGAUCAUUGCUGUGGUCCUAGGCGUCAUUUGGGGAGUGUUACCAUUGCGGGGUUUCUUGGGAAUAGCAGGAUUCUGCCUGAUCAAUGCAGGAGUCCUGUACCUCUACUUCAGCAACUAUCUACAGAUAGAUGAGGAAGAAUAUGGCGGCACAUGGGAGCUCACGAAAGAAGGGUUUAUGACAUCUUUUGCCUUGUUCAUGGUCAUAUGGAUCAUUUUCUACACAGCCAUCCACUAUGACUGAUGGCGUACAGUCCCCACCUGCUCCCUGUCCGGCCCGAAGGAGCCUCUUAGUUACAGCACAGAACCAUGAUUAUAGGGCCACCCCAGCCACGUGGAACCUGGAAGAUCCUAGUUUCCUGGACCAAGAAUCAGUGUGUUGGGCGUCAGUGGUUUCAGCAAAGGUUGUGACCUGAAACUUUUCAAAGAACCAUCCACCUUUUGGGGAAGCAUUUCUGAAUUGUCUAUCACAGCCAUUUCUUCUUGGAUACCGUCAAGAAACUUGUUUGCCGAUUGGAGCUGUUGUUUAAUUUGAUGCACCUCUGGAUCCGGAUGAAACAUUAAAUUGUCUUCCUUACUUCUCCAUCGGGUGUACAGUUUUUAAACUAUCAGUGGCAUUUCAAGUCCUCUGAAACAGUAUGGCAGUAUGUGCAUGGUCCAUAGCACAGUACAAGCAGCAUCUAAUACCAGUUUCCAUUGUAGAAUGUUUUCAGAUACUUGAAUAAAUCAGAUCUUUAAUGGA
Messenger RNA from Hipposideros armiger (great roundleaf bat), 1106 nucleotides. RefSeq names its product RAB5 interacting factor (gene RAB5IF). Gene Ontology annotation, biological process: mitochondrial respirasome assembly. The record is from RefSeq and is a predicted model, not a curated record. Lineage: Eukaryota; Metazoa; Chordata; Mammalia; Chiroptera; Hipposideridae. The transcript has 4 exons. The coding region runs from base 219 to 608 and encodes 129 amino acids.